UUAAAAUCUUGCGCCAGUAUGACUCUGGCCCACCAGAGGAUCGAGAUGUAGGAAGAAUAGUGUUUACUGGACAUAUUUUCGUAAACUUUCAUGGUCUUGUUUCGAAAGUCUUACAAUCCUCCCAGAGUUACAACGAGUAAAAGAAAAAAUAAUCCUUCGCUGGAAGAAGCCUGAUUCCUGAGCCAUCGUUAAUAACGAGAAAGCAAAAAAUUUGACAUCGGAAAUAGAAAUAAUUCACGUUAAAGUGUAUAUAAACCACUCGUCGCCCUUCGAAUACACACUACCUCUAUCAUCACAUCAUCAGCAGCUUUCAAGUACAUAAUCCUCAAAAAGACUCACAGCACACGGCACCUCUUCCGUGCAUUCAUAUUCAUACUCUCCUUCAAAGUCUUACUUUCAAAAACAUACCCGCACUCUCAGCCAAAAUGAAGUUCACAAUCACUUCUGUCGCCGCCCUCGUCAUGGCAUUCGCUCCCCUCAUCUCCGCAGCUCCUGCUCCAGGAUCCCCAAAUGAGCCAGAGCUCGUCCGCCGUUCAAACUCAGGUGACUUGACCUACUAUGAUGUAGGUCUCGGUGCCUGUGGCUGGACCAAUUCCGAUUCCGAGUUAGUCGUUGCCAUGUCAGCAGGACUCAUGGGAACUCAAUCCAACGGCAACCCCAACUGCGGAAAGAGAAUCAAGAUCAACUAUAAGGGAAAGUCCGUCACUGUGAAAGUCGUCGAUAAAUGCAUGGGUUGUGCUCGAUACGACUUGGAUUUGAGCCCUGCCGCAUUCAAGGCCCUGGCUCCUGAGUCUGCUGGACGCGUCAAGGGCACCUGGUACUUUGUAUAGAUCGCAUACCUUAAAACGGCAGAGUUGUGUCAAGAGACUAAUGCGACGUGGAAAAUAUCCCUGUUGAUACAUGCUUGGUGGUGUCCGUACAUGGAGGAGUGAAAGAUUGUGCUUCGGGUGGAUUUUUUUCAGCAUCUCAUAUCUUUAUUAUUUUCUUUUCUUUUCAUAUUUGAGAUGAUUUUUGGAUCUGAGGCUAGAGGGGGGCUAGAAACGAAGGAAGGUUAUCUGUCGUUGUACUUGUAAAAAUAUUAAAAAUACUUCGUCU
Molecule: messenger RNA, 1095 nt
Organism: Sclerotinia trifoliorum
Lineage: Eukaryota; Fungi; Ascomycota; Leotiomycetes; Helotiales; Sclerotiniaceae
Source: the annotation of a GenBank genome assembly